AUGAAUCUAUGGAAAAAUGCAAUUUUUGAAGGGUAGGAGGUAAGAAUGUAUAAAAAAAAAAUGAAGAAUUAUGAUUUUAAUAAACAAAAUUACUCCUCCUUAGAUGAAUAUAAAGGAAUGAGAUAAAAUAUAGGAUAUUAGUCUGGAUCAAAUACUUUUCAUCUAUUAGUUGGAAUUAAGGGGGAUUUAUAAAAAUAAUCAUUUGAAAAUAUUAGAAUUAGAAAUACAUCACAGCAAACACAUGAGAUGCAACUUAAGUGGAUUAGAAUUUGA
This is a messenger RNA of Paramecium octaurelia, 273 nucleotides long. The record is from the annotation of a GenBank genome assembly. Lineage: Eukaryota; Ciliophora; Oligohymenophorea; Peniculida; Parameciidae.